Messenger RNA from Larimichthys crocea (large yellow croaker), 1738 nucleotides. RefSeq names its product pollen-specific leucine-rich repeat extensin-like protein 1. The coding region runs from base 155 to 1102 and encodes 315 amino acids. NCBI's taxonomy places the organism in Eukaryota, Metazoa, Chordata, Actinopteri, Sciaenidae. The transcript has 2 exons. The record is from RefSeq and is a predicted model, not a curated record.
CACGGCGCGCUGCAGGACUGCGCUCCUCUGCUGCGCGCUUCAACAGUCAGUGUGACGCGCGGACUUCUCCAAGUUAAGAGUGCGAGAUCAUCCCGAGACGUCAUCUACUUUUACUACACCGAGAACAAAAAAAACAGGGACUAAAAGGUUCAUCAUGGGAAACCUGUUCACCAAAAAGCAACAAGCCACAGUGAACAGUGCUAAAGCUGCUGCCCCUCAACAGAAGACUGCAGAGGAGCCAGCAGUGACACAGCCAGCAAAGGACUCUGGAAUAAUACAGACUCAGGAGGCUGUUGAGCCAGAGAACCCAGAUGUGGUGGUGGGGGAGUCAGUGAAAGUGGUGGCGCGUUUACCCUCUGAAGAGUGUACGUCAGAGUGUAAAGCGCCAGAGGCUCCUGCUGCCACAGCCCCACAAAAUAAUGCUGAACCAGAGUCUGUGGCAAAGGAAUCCCCAGCUCCGGUCCAACCUGAGCCUCUGGUAUCAGUCGGUGAACCAUCACUUCCACAACCAGAACCUGUUGCUGAAGCUCAGCUUGCUCCAGAACCAGCUCCAGAGCCUGUUCCUGAACCAGAGCUUACCUCAAAGCCAGAGGAAGAAGUUAAAGCAGUCCCUGAACCCGUCUCAGAGUCAGUACCAGACCCAGCUGAGGAUAUGGAGCAGCAGACAGUGAUGCUUACCCAAGAGUCUCUCCCUGAGCCUGAGAUUUCAUCGCCCCCUUUGAUCGACCUGGGUGUCUCUGAUGCAACUCCCCAACUUAUUGACACUCCUCCCAUCUCUGCUGCAGUCAGCGCAGACGAACCCUCAGACAUCCCGGUGACUCAGGAGUGCCAAGACAGCGCUGAGGUUUCUGCGAUUUCCACGCUUGAGGCAGAAAGGUCUGAGGAAACACCAGAAGAAUCUCUGGAAAAGCAGAUGGAGGCAGAGGCUGCAGGGAAUUUGGAGCAGCUUGUGAGUGAUGUUAAUGUAGAGAGUGUUAGCGGACUCCUACAGAACUUAGAGCUGAAAGGAAAUGAUCUUGUUGCUGACCUCAUUCCCACUGAUGUCAAGAUCCCAGAUGAGACUCCCAUCACAGACACGAGCAUGUCCACUGAGCUGAUGUGAGUCCACAGAAGAGGAUUUAUGAAAGAGGUGUAUGGAUAUUUUUUCUGUGGAAACCCCCUUAAAUUAAAUCUGAAAUAAUCACAGAUGCAAUGGGGUUCUUUACACCCUGAACCCAAAGUGCCAAAUGAACUCUGGAAAUAACUAAUGUCCUGUCACACAAAAAAUCUGAAUAGUCAUACAUACAUGUUUUUUGUUUUUUUGUUUUUUCCAUACAUUUAUACAGAAGUGGGUGAGGGUUAAAGGGGCUCAAACAGUUUGAGUGUACUGACAACAGAGACCUUUCUCUGAGCAAAUUCAGCAAGCUUCAAACAAGAAUUUAAACAUAUUUCUUGUACAGACUUGAAGAAUGCUGUGCCAAUGCUAUAUAACAACCUUAUGCAAGGAAAACACAAAUAUAUAUAUAUUUUCAUUUUGAUUAAGUACAAAGAAUAAAAAGUAAUGGUGGAUGUAAGUUAAUGAAAUGACAGGCAAGGGACAGUAGCAAUGCAUUCGAAGAUGGAGUCAGUAUAUGUAUACUGCUAUACAGAACGGCAGGAAGUGUCUGAUUAACAUUUAUGCCUUAACAUAAGAUCCAAACAUUAUUGUUUGGAUCUUGCAAUAUUCCUCUAACAGGUGUGAUCAUCAUUUUAUUGUAUU